AUGUCUUGUCCGCGAGUAACAAAAGCUAACGGUAACCGCUACCGCAGGACGGAAAGCAGAUAUGCGGGUCGGUACUCCUAUGAAUUUGACCGCGAAGAAACGAUUACACGCCCUGCUUCAAGCCUACGAAAUGCGCCCACUAUCCCUCCGCCCAGCGCAUCGGUUGCAGACGAGAUGCACUUUUCCUCUCGCCCUGCCUCACCUACACGGCCCUGGUCCCCUACCCGUGGGCCAGACUGGGUUAGACCUCCAUCCGUGGCUGGCUCACAAUACGAACGCGCAGACCUGAAUGGUAGUCCCCGGCCUGGAACCCCUAGUUCGAGAUAUGGUGGGAGCCCUAGGCGACCCCUCCCACCGGCUCCCUUAUUUUCGAAGCCAGGAGCAGGCGCGCGGGAUACGAAAAUUGAUAUUGGUGAUGACGAAGACGACGACCCAUUUGGCGGUGGAGGACGGACGAUAAAUUCUCGCCAUGGAGGCCGAGGUAGUGUUCAAUCAUUCACCAGCGGGUCAACCAUCAUUACGGAUGAGAGAGAUCUUGAAAAGGUUGACCUAGAAGAAUACGAUGACGAUGAAACUAAUUCCAUGGUUGACCCCAACCUGCACUACGGACCAGCUCCAGAGAAGCAGGGACGCCGAGGUGUCCGUGAUGCACAGGUGUCGAAGAAAGAGGUCCAGCUGAUCAACGGUGAGCUGAUCUUGGAGUGUAAGAUUCCUACAAUCUUGCAUAGCUUUUUGCCGCGCCGAGAUGACCGAGAAUUUACACACAUGCGGUACACUGCUGUAACCUGUGACCCGGACGAUUUCACGCAAAGGGGCUAUACGUUGCGCCAGCAGAUUGGAAGGACGAUGCGUGAGACUGAAUUAUUCAUCUGUGUCACCAUGUACAACGAAGACGAAAUUCAUUUUACGCGGACCAUGCAUGGUAUCAUGCGAAAUAUCAGCCACUUCUGUUCUCGGUCCAAGUCUCGUACUUGGGGUAAAGACGGGUGGAAGAAGAUUGUGGUCUGUAUUAUUGCAGACGGACGCAAAAAGGUGCAUCCGCGGACACUGAAUGCUCUAGCGGCUCUGGGUGUCUAUCAAGAGGGUAUUGCGAAGAACAUUGUCAACCAGAAACAAGUCAACGCCCACGUUUAUGAAUACACCACUCAAGUAUCGCUCGAUUCCGACCUCAAAUUUAAGGGAGCCGAGAAAGGAAUCGUACCUGUCCAGGUGGUUUUCUGCUUGAAGGAACAUAAUCAGAAAAAGCUGAACUCACAUCGUUGGUUCUUCAACGCUUUCGGUCGCGCCUUACAACCUAACAUUUGCAUCCUACUCGAUGUUGGUACAAGGCCAGAACCUACGGCUCUGUACCACUUGUGGAAGGCCUUUGAUCAAGACUCCAACGUCGCUGGUGCAGCUGGUGAAAUCAAGGCAAGCAAGGGCAAAAAUAUGCUCGGUCUCUUGAAUCCCCUAGUGGCAAGCCAAAAUUUUGAAUACAAGAUGUCCAACAUUCUGGACAAGCCCUUAGAAUCAGUGUUUGGUUAUAUUACCGUGUUGCCGGGUGCGCUCAGUGCAUACCGAUUCUUUGCCUUGCAAAAUGACGCUGAAGGCAACGGUCCUUUGAAUCAGUAUUUCAAGGGAGAAACACUGCAUGGUAAAGAUGCAGAUGUAUUCACAGCCAAUAUGUACCUGGCAGAGGACCGUAUCCUCUGCUGGGAGUUGGUAGCUAAGAGGGAAGAAAGAUGGGUCCUGAGAUUCGUGAAGAGCGCCGUUGGAGAGACUGACGUUCCCGACUCCAUUCCCGAAUUCAUCUCCCAACGUCGUCGAUGGCUGAACGGUGCCUUCUUCGCGGCUGUUUACUCAAUUGUUAACGUUAAACAGUUGUGGAAAACCGACCAUUCUAUUGCGCGCAAGGUUCUGCUGCAGAUUGAAUCGGUAUACCAGCUGCUUCAACUAAUUUUCACUUACUUUGGUCUAGCAAACUUUUACCUUGCAUUUUUCUUCAUUGCAGGUUCGCUUACGGAUAAGAAGAUGGAUCCAUUCGGCCACAAUAUGGGCAAAUAUAUCUUUGUCGUACUCAGAUAUGCCUGUGUUUUGGUUAUGUGUCUCCAGUUUAUUUUCUCUAUGGGUAAUCGACCUCAAGGCGCCAAAAAGUUAUACCUUUCCAGUAUGAUUGUGUACAGUAUAGUCAUGAUUUACACGGCUUUCUGUACACUUUACUUGGUUGUGCUUGAACUCAUGGCCAAAACGGGACAUGAUGUGCCACUUACGGUCAGCGACACACUUUUCGUGAACAUUGUUAUUUCUCUGCUCUCCACCGUCGGACUCUACUUUUUCACGUCGUUCAUGUACCUUGACCCCUGGCAUAUGUUCACUUCAUCGGCACAGUAUUUCGCUCUGCUGCCCAGCUACAUCUGCACACUACAGUGCUAUGCGUUUUGUAACACCCACGACGUGACCUGGGGUACCAAAGGAGACAACUCGCUCAACACCGACCUGGGUACGGCCCGUAUCAUUAAUGGCUCCAUCGUGGAGGUUGAGAUGCCUUCAGAGCAACUCGAUAUUGACAGCGGUUACGAUGCUGCGCUCCGCAAUCUUCGAGACCGCCUGGAGGUCCCCGACCCCGGGAUUUCCGAAAGUCAACAGCAGGAAGACUACUACCGCGCAGUGCGUACAUACAUGGUUUCCGUGUGGAUGGUGGCCAACGUGGUUCUUGCUAUGGCCGUGUCCGAAGUUUAUGGCGUCGGCUCGGGUGGUACCAAUGUCUACCUCGCUAUCGUCCUGUGGGCUGUAGCAGCCCUAGCGAUUAUUCGCGCCAUCGGAUCAACAACGUACGCUGUCUUGUAUCUAGUCCAGAAGAUUGUUGAGGGCAAAGCCAAGUUUGAAGCCGGAAAUAUCGCCAGCGCCAAUGCCAGUGCGGCCGCAAGCUCAGUUGGUGGUGGGACAAAAUCGAAUAUGUCCUACGGAAGCAAAGGCUUGAACGUGACUGACAAGAUCAACGAAACCAAAUGGGCAUUUUCGAGGGCGAUGCACAAAGCCAUGUUUUGGAAGAAGUGA
Aspergillus versicolor CBS 583.65 is the source of this 3036-nucleotide messenger RNA. RefSeq names its product chitin synthase class II (gene chsB). Lineage: Eukaryota; Fungi; Ascomycota; Eurotiomycetes; Eurotiales; Aspergillaceae. Gene Ontology annotation, molecular function: chitin synthase activity. The transcript is spliced from 4 exons. Gene Ontology annotation, cellular component: cell periphery; cell septum. The record is from RefSeq and is a predicted model, not a curated record. The coding region runs from base 1 to 3036 and encodes 1011 amino acids.